Messenger RNA from Hypoxylon trugodes, 4531 nucleotides. Its product is annotated as Gryzun, putative trafficking through golgi-domain-containing protein. The transcript has 4 exons. Bases 362 to 4246 code for a protein of 1294 amino acids. The record is from RefSeq and is a predicted model, not a curated record. NCBI's taxonomy places the organism in Eukaryota, Fungi, Ascomycota, Sordariomycetes, Xylariales, Hypoxylaceae.
GGCUAGUGAUGUGAGGUCACUGAAGCUAUGGAAAUCAAAUACUUGUACCCACUUCGAUUUCUAUGUAAGACAAUGCUGCAAUCACAAGCAACGCGAUACCUUCUUUAAUGCAAAUACAAUGAUGAGUUAUGAUACCAACCCUUCUACUUGGAUCGCUUAGUUGCCUUGAUCUUGUGUCAUAUUAAAUACUAUCUGAUAAUAGCAAACUGGUAUAACACUUUUAGGAUCACACCACAUAUGGCAAUGUGUUAAAUCGAUUACGAGCCUAGACCGAUACUUUUGCGCUUUGGCAUGACGGUUCUCCAUCCAUUCGCACAUACAAUCACGCAAAUGCAUCCCGAUCUCCUGUACCAAUAAACCAAUGGACGGCUAUCCAGCAGGUAGCUUGGACCAUAAUGUCCCUUUCCUUGUCGUCUCUGGACUGGGUACUGCCUCCACUAAACAUACCUUGGAAGAUCCUGGUUUGAGAGAGCAAGGCAUACUCGUCCGAUCAGAGCUACCUUCGAUAGAGAGUCGAGAAGCAAAGAUAAUCCUUCGUUGUAUUCAAGAAAAGGAUGCUACGAGUCUCCCAUGGAACUCCCGUGAUACCUCUAGGCGGUAUAAGUUCAAGAUAGAGACGAUUGGAAGGGAAUUCCUCCUACCACCUCGCCGCGCACGUCUCCCCGACAACUUCGAAGCACCUCCGUCCCCUCCUAUACUACAUUCCCCUUUCUCGCCUCUAAGCCCAGGUUCUACGUUAUAUCCUGAUGGUCUGAUAGAUACGAGAUGGCUUCAAAAACAUCAGGAGUUCAUACCUAGUGUGUACUUGACUUUCUAUAGUCUGACCUCGGAUCCUACACUUGCGACUCUGCACGAUAAUCAACUCAAGACGGACAUAAACGCUGUAAAAAAUGCCAUUGCACAAUCCGGAUAUAAGACCCGUUUUGUUGCGGUUAUUCUCAGUGACCAGUCGCCGAGCUCCGUAGGCCAAUUCCAAGAAAGAUUGGAGAAUGUUAGGAGGAGUACGGGUUUAGAUCCGAAAGCUUCACUUUUCGUGCUACCUACCCAGCGAACUGAAGCAGACCUGGAUAUUGCUGUUGAUAGUGUCCUGUCCGCGGUAUUCGACCAAGCGGCUGAGUACUAUCGCGAUCUUGGUAGGCACUCUCGGAAAAAGAAGUCAAGGGGUAUUGCGCCGCAGCCGACUAUUCCGCCCACCACGGGGACUUCUCAUACGCUAUCUCUGCAGGGCUGGAAUGUUCGUUACGACUUCAAGACAGCCGUCUUCGCAGAAUUUCGCCAGGAAAUAGAUACUGCACAGCGCUCUUAUGAGCAAGCGUACGAUACCCUUCUCGGCGCCGAUGUUCUUGAAACUAUUCCCGGAUGGAGCCCAAGGUUCAAUGACUCUCGGCUUCUAGCUGACAUAUUAGCUAUCCGGAUUUUAAAGUGCUUAUUAUGGACUGGCCAAAGCACUUCCGCUGUCAAGAGAUGGCAAGCACAUCAUGAUAGGAUAUUCGAUUUAGUCGAUCGACGGGGACGGGGAACACAAAAUUAUGGAUGGAAAGCUUGGGAAGCGAGAUGGAGUACGGUAAUGGCGAACUUGAUAGAAAAGGUUCAGUUCCCGGAAUUGGAUCCGUCUGUUACUAUACCAUAUCGCCUACCCGAAAAGAAUCUUUCUGCCGAGCGUUUACAGCCAUGGGAAUUCCUUCAUCAUCAGGGGUAUUGGUACCGAAUGGCUGCGCGGCAUCUUUCGAAUAGGCGAAAGUUAGCACUGUCUAUACCUGAAGACGACCGAAAACCACCAGACACAACCUCGCCGUCCCAGCCAAGCAAGGCCUACGUUUAUGACACUUACAUGUGUCCGGAACCUCAUGAAGAGUAUCCACUAGUCGGGACUGGCGUCAAUCAUAGCCAGCUGAUAUAUGAUCACCUAACAUUAGCACGAAGAGAAUUUCAGAAACGUCUUCAACUUCGAACAUCAACAGAAUUAGCACUCGAAUGUUCCAAGGAACUAGAAAGACUACGGGAAUGGAAACAAAUUUUAGGAAUUCUUACGCCCCUUUGGAGGAAUAUGUCUUUUCGCAAAGAAGGUUGGUGGGAUAUCAUGGAAGCAUUAAGCUGGACUUUAAGAGGCGCAGCUGUAGAAGCCAACAGAAAGGACCUUGUCAUUGCUAUCGACUGGGAGCUUCUCAACAGAGGGUUUUCUCGACGACCAGGUUGGCAUUACGAUAUAACAAAGUCGUUGGACGAUAUAGAUGAAGACGACGAUCAACCCGAUAUUAGCAUUAGCGAUGAACUCAUUACGUCGUUCCUACAAGCAUCAUUCAUAUUUAAGAAUGAGGAAGGGAAAGCUGGACAAAAUUGUGUCGCACAAUUAGCAAUUUCGUCAAAUGCAUUUCCGGACGCUGCGCCUGUGGAAUUUGAAGAGAUUCGAGUUCAAUUUGACGGUAGCUUACGACCAAUACACUUGAAGCACAAGGCCAGCAACAAACAAACAUCAGCGUCUCCAAAAUUACGGGUAACCAAAGUAGCUCUAUCGGAAGUCGAGCCUAGCAACGAUGCCGAUUCUGACGACGCCUCCGAGAUAAGUUCUCAAACGAUUACCACCAUUAUACUUGAGGGGACGGAUGACUUGACUCUAUUGCCAGGUCAGACACGAGUCUUUGAGAUAGACGUCCCAUUACGGGAACCAGGUGAUGCGGAAGCCUCCUCAGUACAGGUUUCAGUAGCUCCGGAAUCUUUUGACCUGAAAUACACAAUACACCUGAGGGAAACGAACUCAGUAGGUUUGUGGUAUUCGCCGACGUCCUCUAGGAAGAGGGUUACACGAAUAAAUCCGCACAGAAUCAAAGUACUUCCUAGGCCUCCAAAAAUGGAAGUCAAGCUCAUCAAAAUGCUGGAGCAAUAUUAUGCCAAUGAGCAUAUCCCACUUGAGUUAGAACUCUUCAACGAAGAAGACGCCGAUGCAAAUACAAAGCUUGACGUAGUGUUAUAUGGGGAUAAUGUGCCCAGCUAUAAGGUUCAAAUCGAAAAUGGUGCAGAAAAGUCGAGUUCUGCAGGAGUUGAAGAAUCAAAACUCGAGGGUGUUUCCGUUGGGACAAUCCCCAACUCCAAGUCAAUACGAGCUAAAAUCAUUAUCGAACCGGUCGAUGGACCUAUGGUAUUCGAUCUGAUGGUCAAGGCACGGUAUCAUCUCGUUUCAGAUCCAGCGACACCAAUCAUUCAACAAGAGAAUUACAACCUGAACAUUGUUAACCCUUUUGAGGCGAGCUACGAUUUAUCUCCAAGGCUUCAUUCCGAGUGGCCGAAUUAUUUCAAUCCUGAAGACAUACAUGACUCAUCAGAGGGAAACGAGGCUACCCGCCGUCCUCGAGGACUGGCACAAAAAUGGUCUCUUGCGACGAGGUAUGCAUCAUUCGCACAAGAGGAUUUGGCUAUAUUAGGCCUGGAUGUAAAUAUUCUCUCUACACAAGGUAAUGUGACUUGCAAAGCGUCUACGAGCCAGCCGUCAGUGGAGCCUGGCAUGGUUAUCAGCCCCAAGGUCAUCGAAGAAGCACGUUUCGAGCUCAUCGCCCAAAAAUUCGACCUCGACGAUAGAUCACCAGCUACAGCCGAUCUCGCCUUCAUUAUCAAAUGGCGACGGCUCACAUCGUCUAAAGAUACAAUAAACACUACGUCCCUGCCACUCCCACGAUUCUUCAUCACAACAUCCGAACCACGCGUUCUAGCCAGCGUAUCCUACUACUCACCUCCCGAUCCAUCCUCCUCACCCUUAUCUCCACGAUCCCCCACCAAAUCGAAAUCUAAACCUGCAUCCCUAGACCCCGCACCACAACUCUUAUUCCUAGACGUCACAAUCGAGAACCCGUCGGCGCAUUUCCUGACGUUUGGUCUUAUGAUGGAACCCAGCGACGAGUUUGCGUUUUCGGGUGCUAAGGCGACGACGCUUAAUGUGCUGCCUGUUGCUAGACGCUCGGUUACGUAUCGGUUGCUGCCGCUUGUUAGAGGUGCUUGGGUAAGACCAACGUUGGUGGUUAGGGAUAAAUAUUUUCAGAAGGUGUUGAAGAUUAUUCCCACGGAGGGUAUGAAGACGGAUCGUGAUGGGGUGUUGGUGUGGGUAUCGCCUGAGGAGGAGGGUGAAGAUGAUGGUGAAGAAGGAGACGGAGAAAAGAAAGAGGAUGGGAAGAAAGGGGGUGAAGAAGAAGAGGAGAAUGAAGAAGAUGACGACGAUGAUGAAGAUGAAGAUGAGGAUGAAAGUGACAGUGAGUGAGUGAGAUAUGAUUAGAGCGGCUUAGGUGAUGGAAAGGAAAGGAUAGGAGCUUAGCAUAUGUUCAAGGUUGUCCAAGGAGAGGACUGGGAUGGGGUGUUACGUUAAGCUGUUUGAUAUAGAGGAAUUUAUCGAAAAUGUGUUAUGAUGAGUUAUUCUACAUUGGAUUUUCGAAGCAAUUACGUGAGUCUAUGUAGCUUGUAAUUAUGUGACUACGUGUUAAACUAUAACGUUUAGACUUAGCCUGGACUUUUACAUUUUAUUAAUACAUAGAUUUAUGAUAUCCAC